This is a messenger RNA of Aphidius gifuensis, 3435 nucleotides long. RefSeq lists its product as uncharacterized. NCBI's taxonomy places the organism in Eukaryota, Metazoa, Arthropoda, Insecta, Hymenoptera, Braconidae. The coding region runs from base 539 to 2308 and encodes 589 amino acids. The transcript is spliced from 4 exons. The record is from RefSeq and is a predicted model, not a curated record.
UGGAUGAUAGGAUCAUUUUAGUAUUGAUGGUUUUCAAUUUUUUAUUUGUAAAUUAAAUGAGAUAAAAAUAUUUGAGGAAAUGGAAAAGUUGAAGGAAAUUUAGAAGUUUGUAGGAUAUUUUUUUUUUUUUUUUACUAUUGCUUUUGUCUGUAGAAAGGGGGAGUGUUUCGAAUCAAUCGAUUUUUGGUGAAUCGUAAUGACGCUUGCGCUGAUGAAAAUUUUAAGAAAAAAAAAAACAAUACAUUCAGUGUAAAGAAAUACUUUCAGCCACUAACAACAAGAAUUUUUUUACAAUAAAAAAUACAUUUUUGAAUAAUUUAUUAUUUUAGUAAUUUUAUUUUAUUUGCAAUUUAAUUAGUGAUGUGAUGAAAAAUCAAGUGUUUUAAUAAAAAAUAAAAAUGGAUAAAAAAGUAAAGUGUCGUUUUGAUAGUAAAAAAUUUAACUUGAAUAAAAAAAUCAUCAAAAAAUAUAAACCUUAAAAAGUUAACGUCCACUUGUUGAACAAAGUAUUGAGUGUACACCUAGGUAAACAAAAACAAUGGGUACACGACGUGGUGGUUUUGCUAGCCUUGGUGGUGCUGGAUCAAUUCGUGGAAGUGCUGGAGUUCUUAAAGAACGAGCAAACAUGUCAUUUAUGCUUGUUGUAAUGUUCUUUGCUGUAUUUGGAUUAAUAGUACUAACUGAAAUAUUUUUAAUUGAUGAACGUCGUAGUAAUGGUGGUAAUGGUGCACUUGGUGGUCAUAGACAAGGUCAUGGACGUCUUGCACCAGCUCCAGAUAGACCAGAUUACGAAGAAGUUGCAGUUGAAGAUUAUGUUGGUUUAAAAGGUGGUUUCGAUGCACAAAUUGGUAUGCUAAUAAAAGAUGAUAAAAUAAAAAAAUCAUCAUCAAUAAUAUCAAGCAAAAAUGAUAUUAUAAAUUUAACACCAAAUAUUGAAUUACAAUUACCACAGCUAGAUCAAAAUAUUCGUCAAACAAGUGGUGAAUGGUUACCAGUUACAAAUACACGUUUUAAAUUUUAUGUUUAUUCAGCAUAUUAUGAUGACAGAAUAAUAACAAGUACAACAAAUAAAAAAUACAAUUCGAAAUAUGAUAAAAUAAAUAAUAAUAAUUAUAAUAAAGGUUUAAUACGUAUUAUUGGUGCAACAAAAACACGUACACCAGAUCGUGUAUGGUGUAGAUUAUGGUACACACAAAUAAAUAAUUCAACAACAACAAAUAAUACAACAAAAAGUAUAACAGUACCAGCUAAAAUAAAAGCAAUACGUGAAAAUUGGAAUUUAAAAUAUUCAGCAUGUUUUAUAAUAUGUCAAUUGCCAAAAGUAAUUGAUAAUAGUAAUAACACAAUACCAGAAUCAGUUAGUAUUGUAUCAAAAUUAAAAAUACAACCAACAAAUCGUUUAAAAAUACAAAAUCGUCCUGAUGAACGUCCAGCAGUACGACAAUCACUUGGUAUUUGUGUUAAACCACUUCAUUAUAAUUACAAUCGUGUAUUACAGCUUGUUGAAUUUAUUGAGUUACAUAAAAUUCUUGGUACAGCACAUGUUACAUUGUACAAUGAUACAGUUGGUGAUGAAGCUAGCUGUGUAUUAAAAUAUUAUGAAGCUAAAGGAGUUGUUAGUAUAUUACCAUGGCAUAAACUUGACAUGAUAUCACAAAGAGAAAUAAGAACAGAAGGAUUAUUUGCUGCAUUAAAUGAUUGUCUUUAUAGAUCAAUGUAUAAAUAUGAUUUUGUUGCAUUAUUAGAUCUUGAUGAAUUUAUUAUUCCACGACAUAAUGAUACAAUUAUUGAUCUCAUACAAUGGAUGUCAAGUAAAGUUAAUAUUAAAUCUGGUGGUUCAUUUUCAUUUCAAAAUGCAUUUUUUUAUUUACAAUGGCCUGAUGAUCCAUGGGUUACAACAAGCAAAACAGAAGCUGAAGCUGGUCUAAUAACAUUACGUAAAACACGUAGAAAAUCAAAGCUACAUCCUCAUAAACAACGUUCAAAAUAUAUAUGUAAACCACGUGAUGUUGUUGAAGCUGGUAAUCAUUUUGUUUGGGAAUUUUUACCAGGACAUGGUACAUUAAAUGUACUUGCUGAUCAUGCAAUAUUACAUCAUUAUCGUGUUUGUGAAUUUGGUGGUGAUGAUUGUGUUAAAACACCAUCAGUCAUUGAUAGAACAGCAUAUAAAUAUCGUGAUAAAUUAACUAAAACAAUUAAUAAUAUUUGGUCUGAUCUUGACAACAAUUGUCAACUACCAAAAUUACAACCAGUACCAGUAUUAUCACCUCUUGUUCCAAGUAGCCCAGAUCAAAUUCCAACAAGAUAACAAUUAUAUUUUUUAACACAAUUUCAAUCUACGAAAUAAACAUUUAAAAUUAAAUUUAUAUUUUUUUUUUUCUUGUUUUUUAAUCUUAUUUUUAACAAUAUAUAUUGUUAAAAAUAAAAAUAAGAAAUGGACUGCAAAAUGAGCUCCAGCUUUAUUUAUUGUCAAAUUUUUUUAAGCCAAUUUAUUUAUACAAAAUAAUAAUAAUUAUUAUUAAAAUAUAUGGAAAUAAUAAUUUCUAUAGAAACAGUAUUUUUUUAUAAAAAAAAAUAAAAUAAGAAAAAUAUUUUUUUUUGUUGGUUUGGUGCUCUUUUAAUGGUUGAGUGAAUUUUUUUAUUUAUUUUUUUUUUUUACAAUACAUAGUUUGAAGGAGGAUAUAAAAUGGAAAUAAAAUUUUGCAAAUAAAACUAUGAUGCAUAUCUGUAGAAGUGAAGGAUUUUAAAAAUAAAAAAAAAAAAUAAAAUCAUAAAACGUAUGUAAAUGUAGUUAAUGUCAAUCAUAAAAUGAUGUUAUUGUAGAAAUAAAUUUGAUGGAAUAUGUAAGGCACUAUAAUUAUUUCAUUAAAUAUUUAAUGAAAUAUUUUUAAUUGUGUCUUUUUGGAUUGAUAUUUUUUCAAUAUAGCAGAUAUGCUAAUUUAUAAUAUGGUAACUAUAUAAAUAGGCAAUAAUUUAAACAAUAAAAAAAAAAACAUAAAAAUAAUGCAAAUGUAAAUUUCUAAUUUGCUCAAUUUAAAUGGCCGAUAAAUAAUUAUUACAAGCGUUUUUUAAAACAAAAAAAUUAAUAUUUUAAUUUUUCAAUUGAGCACAUAAAACUAGCAAAUCAAUUCGUAUACUUUUUUACAUUAUAUAAUUGCUAAAAAUUAAUGAGCUAUUUGUAGAAAAAUUUAAAGAAAAAAAAUCGAAAUAAUACAAUCAUUUAAUGAAUAAUUUUUUUAAAUGAAAAUUAUAAUUUACAAUAAUUAUUGUUAUAAUAAUUUUGGUGCUACAGAAUAAUUUUAUUGUCAAUGUAAAAAAUAUAAAAAGAAAAAAACUGACUUCUAUAUUAUCAUGACUGAAUAUUAAUUUUGUUUUAAAAUAUAUUAAUUAAUAAAUAAUAAUAAAACAAUUUCUGUAUAUUAAUUAUUUAAAUUA